AGUAAAAUUUAUUCCUCAUGUAAAUUUGCCGCCUGCUCUUUGUGCGCUAUAAAUGCAUCGAUGAAUCAUGUGCUGUUAAUAUCCGCGGGUUGUAUAGAGAUCCAUUUUAAAUUCACAAGAGAAUGACGAACCGUGUUUUUGGAGGCGCUUUUUUGUUGUUAAGGUGUCUCAUUAAUAAGCAAACCGUUUACAAAGCAAUGAGCAACGAGCUAUAUGGUUCAUCUACUUCGUUUAGCUAGGAUCGAAUCGGUUCAGUAUAUCGCCUUUAGUGGAGUUCAAUUUUCGCCCACCUGUUUGUGUGGGGUACACACACGUGGUAGGAAAUUGUCGUGCACUGUGAUCAUCGUGUGGUCUGUAAUUAGGUGCGCAAAUUGAACAGUUCCAGUGCACCAGCCUUCCUUCAUUGGUUUGAUGCACUUUAAGGUAAUGGCAGUUGGCACACGAACGGACGGAUCUGAUUUAUUUCCGAGUGCAAAUCACCGGACACUUUGUGUUCCGCAGUAGUGUAGCUGUAAUUAUUUGUACACGAAAUACCACAAGAAUUAAUCACACCUUUCUUUACGCUGGUAAACACGGGAUGAUCAAUAAUGAUCGUACUCUAUUCUCGUUUUAAACGCCAAAAUGUUAUUGUUUGUAGUGAUUUCUGUACCGUUUUCGGCCAGAACCACAACAAAACUUCGUUCCGACGCUGGUCAUCUAUUUGUUGUGUGGUGUAUUGCAAGAAAUCACGAGAUCAGUGACACUUACCUAAAGCAUCGUUCUCCCGUACACGCACGCAACUACGGCCGUAAGCCGUUUUCUGUGCGUUUGGUCACCAAACUAACCAAAUCCACCAGCAUUCAACAUGGCGUUUGAUGUGGCAACGCACUUGGUUUGGGAUUAAAAAUAAGCACCGUGUCUCGCAACGCACGCCCUCCGACUCCCUUCGUGGACAGCGGACCACACAAGAAAAAAAAAACAAAAACCCCAGUGCCGAGCGUUCGAUGUCCAAUUCGGAAGAUUGAUGGUACCAACAGGUUUAGGCAGAUUUUCUUUUUCCCCAUAUCACGGGUUGCGGCUGUCAUCUUUUCGGCUGUGCGCGACUUCCGACACACGGUCGAAGAUAUGACUUUUAAUGUUGGUACCGUACCGUGGGCAAGAUUUACCGCACGGACAGCCGCGGAUCAUUCUGAUGAGGAUAAGAGUGUGAUGAUUUUGCUUCCUGCUCUCGGAAAGUAACACCGUUUCUUCUGGUGAUGGUGAAGGUGUUUUUCCUUUUCUUUGAUAACUUUCAUCACUCUUCAAAAUUGUGUUCCUUCACCACCCCAAUCUUUCUCGCUGUUGGAGUGAGGUUGUGGAUGAUCGAAAAUAACCAUGAUUCAAUCACAUCAUCCCGUGCUCCAUUCGAUGCGUUUUUGUCAGACAUUCAGAGUGGGGGCGGAUAGAUGGUGAGAACAAGCAACAUUGCCUACAAACCAGCUGACACUUUCGAUUUUCCCGGAAGUGGUUGGAUGGGCGAUCGGUCGAGGAUCAUCAGAGACAGCGCAGUGCGGACGUCCGUGCUUGGCAAUAAACAAUAUUCGCCUUUACGUCCGUGACCAAAGCCAAGGGUGCGCAAAUUGUGAACAUUGCGUACCGUAACCGAGGCGCCGAAGGUGUUGGUGAAGGUGCCGAAGAUCUUGGGAAGAUGUCGUAAAAAUUUCUUUGCACCAUCCAUUACAACAACCUUUCGCAACGAAGGUUUAGCAUGGUAGAGGCGUGUCAAUCGUGCGGCAGAACCGGUAUACAUCCCCUCCCCUUGGGGGAGGAAGGGUGAUAGGAUGAGUUUUUCCUCACACAUGUUUUUUCUUUUCUUUUCCCGACUCCCGUACGUGCGAGAGUUUCAAACUCAUGCGCAAAACAGGCUCUCGCACGCACGGACGACAGAAAAGUGGACUUGUGGACACAUUUUCCAUACGCACGCAGGUGCGGUCGGGCAGGUUUGGCGUUCGUGACGUUCAAUGGUUGGUCGGCGAGUUCCGGUGUAAUGUUGGUAUGCCAUAUACCAAAUCAGGAAGUGUACACAACCCGAUCCUUUGCUAACGGCCUUACGUGAUCGGGGACAACAAAAGCAUCCGAUGAUGCACAUCGUUAGAAAGCUUUGAGGUUUGGGAGAAUGAAUUAAUUUAUAGCUAUGGAAUUUAUUUACUUUUGUGAAUUUAUUUGCGAUAUGCACCAACAAGCAAUACAACUAUUUUUCCCACAAAUCCGACACACGGAAAUACGAUGGACUCGUGUCUCGAUAGUUGGUUUAAUACAACGAAGAUCGUGGUUCAAAUAUUUUCUAGAUUCGGACGACUCCGGUGCGAGAAUUGAUUGAUUCGUCAAUAAAACAAAUAAGUUAGUUUAUGGUUUUGCAUGAUCACAAUGAACUGUUCCCUCGGGAAAAAUAAGAACAAGAGAGAGAGGUCUGAUCAACAUAAAUUGAACGAGUUGUGAUUUAUUGAAGAUCGUGCUACAAGAUCUUAACGUUAUACAUUUUAUAUGAUCGACAGGAACAUAUGUUGUUGGCUAUUUGAGUACCAAUAGUGUAUAAAUUUGGAGUAUUAUUUACUUAGAAAAAGAUUAACAUAGGAUAUUUUAUUAGACGAAAAUAAGAAUCAAAUUUGGAUUGUUGGAUUCUCUUUACGAUCUACAAAAUUGUUAGCUACACACUUUAUAAUAGCUAUUCGUCUAGUUUAUACGGGUCUUUUCUUUCAUUCAAAUAGUCUACAAUACCUUACAAGAUGCAAAAGAUGGAUUCAAAAUUGAAUGAUUUACCCGAAUGUGUUAAAAACAUGUAGAGAUGUUGUAAUGCCUGAUUUACGCAAAUUAUGGUGGCAGCAUCGUUAUAAUAAAAGUCCAAAAUAUCUUCCUCCCGUUUUUUGUCCAGUAAUUGUACUUUCUACAGCAAUCAUUAUUUCGUGUUAGAUAAGAAUGGCAUCGGUAUUUUAAAUAGCAUCUAUUUUAACGAUGUCUAAACCGUAAGUUGAGCAGUAAAGCGAGUCUUUCAUAACCGCGUUGCCGUACCAUCGUUACUAUACCACGUUACGAGGUAUGUUUUAUGGUGGACAAACAAAAUCCCAUCUUCAUCAGCGUUUUGUAACGCGACCAUACAGUACGGUACCGCUUUACACUGCACAUCAGUUCCGUAUCGACCGUAGACUGACCAAACGAUCGCCUUUUACUUGAGGUUCACGCCUCGUGCACCGGUCGGAUUGCAUCUUCAAUUGCAUCUCGGUUAGACCUGUUUUAUGGCUCUCGGCGCACUUAACGUUUAUCACUUUCUUCGGUUUUCCUUAUUCUCAUUUGUACUUCAACCAACCCCACCAGCCACCCCCAAACCGAGCACUUGAAAUGGAGUACCCGCGUGGGUGAAGGAAGGAUCGAGGUGGAACAACCGUUUACGUUGCCCAACACAGAAGGGGCAAGUAGAAAUUAAUCGAUCUCGCCAAGUUCUCUUGGGGCACGGCGUUCCGGUUCCGGAGGCUUCGGUAGCUUUUGCUGGUGCUUUGCGUUACAUCUUAAGGUCAGUCCGAGUGCUUCGCAAACCAGUUCUCGGUGUAGUGGCUUUGUGAGAGAGAGAGAGAGACGACUAAAGAAGACGAAGAGACGGAUCAAACAACGAUACAAACAAAAAAUGCAUCUCGGCGAAUGUCUUCCCUCCAGCGUGCAAGACGACGCACUCGCGACAGACGCUUUUGCUCACUGACACCCUUGUCUGCGUUACGGUGCGGGCGCAACUCACAGUUGUCCGUUACAAGUCGCCCCAAAUAGACGUCAGGACGGAGGCUCGCUUUGGAUCGUUUCGCAGCCAAAGUGUUACAGAGUGUUCUACUUGUUGGAAAGUGUUUUUGGUACAGGGCUUUGCUAAAAAAGGCGUGACGCAAAUUAUUGUGUGUACGUGUUGGAAGCGUUUCGAUCGUUAGGGAAACGCAGCGUAUGUUGAUGACCUCCUCCUCAGUCCUGGGGUCAUUUAGUUGUCAACGGUGUCCUGAUGUCAUUUGCCACUAAUCGAUCCCUUUCGCCGCACGGUAUCAAUCGACAAAGCGUUACUGACGCAACGCAACAAACAAACCUCAAAAGCGUUCAUUUUGGUCCGCUUCUCUUCCCUGAGGAGAAGAAGGCUGUGGUGCGAAGUGCAGUGAACCGACUAGUGAGCGAAGGUAGUGAACGGUGCUGUUUGCAAGUUUCCUGUGCGUGAAAUUCAAAGUGUAAGCAGUAAUAAUAAUGGCAACGAUUACAACAAUUACUAAAAGUGGUCCCGGUCCGGCGCCCGCCGUUCCCACGACGGCACAGUUCAAGAGCCAUGUCUACUCGAAGUACCGCGAGCUGCUCGGUUCUUACAAUGACAAGGCGAACGAUAUACUGCAGACGUACCCGGCGUACCGUGUCAGGGAGGAUAAGGGAUUUGCCCUCGGUGGGGAAACCUACGGUGGACCCCCCCAACAGUCGACGAUCGGUAACUCGGCACGUCGGAUACAGGCACAGCUACCGGCAGAACCGCCGGCCUGCGUACAGAAUGCCAUGAUGCGGCGGGAUAAACAACCAUUCACCUACACACCGGGCGGUAUCGAUCUGUCCCAGAUCAAAUCGCCCCGUAUGGCGAAGCGAAUAUCCAGAAACGCCAACUCGGAAGGUGUCACCGGUCAGCCCAAAGUGUCUCCAUUGGCACAGAACAAUGGUUCCAAUCACAACGGCAACGGCACCAGCAACGGAAGUUCCGUGUCACCGGCGGCUACGCUCGGUGCAGCAGCAAUGGGUAUGCCCUUUCAGGUAUUUCCUACAGGACCUCCAGCACCACCGCCGCCACCACCACCGACGGGGCGUGUAGUUCCGUCGAACGGUGGCAACAGAUCCGUCCCACCGCCGCCACCUCCACCCGGUCCGGGUCCUGCACUACCCACGGCCAGUAGCUCGGAAGCUCGAAAAUCCCCAAGACCACAGAGUUUCGAGCCACCGCCGAUGGGUAUGCGGCCCGAAAUUAAGAUACCACCGAAUCCGAUGGCGAGUCUGCGCAAAGCACCGAGACCACAGCCCAAGAACGACUUCUGGAUAGAGGAGUACCGGCGGGAGAAGCAGCAGGACGAGCCUCAGAUUCCUCGACCCGUACCACCCAGCUACAGCUACACGAACAGAGAUCUAGACGACGAAGCACCGGCACCGGUGUCGGCUAGACCGUCUCCGUCCGUGCCGUCGCAACAGCUCACACAGAACAACAUCAGACCAGCUGCGGCCGAUGUGUCCGUCCCGGUACAGCAACAGUCUACACCGGCGUCGGUACAGCAACAGCAACAGUACGCCCAGCAGGUUCAGCAAGCGGCCCGGUCGGUAGGGCCACCAGUGUCGCAAACCACGGUUACGAUGCCCGUAAACCGUGGCUAUCCGCAACAAGCUCCAGUGUAUGCACAGGCGCAACCUGUGUACUCUACUCAGCCAUCGGCAGGAACACAGAAGGAACGUAUCAUACCGAUACAGAUUGAAAAGUCUCCGGUACAAGCACCAGUAACGGCCCCGAAUUUUGCACCACCGCCAUACUACAGCCCUAGCGCACAGUACGGUCCGGCCGGUGCCAACAGCAGUAUGCAGUCACCGAUCCCGGUUGGAUUUGCGACACCGCACAGUGGAUUCACCACACCAACGGCCAUGUUUACCAAUCCGAACCAUUUCGUGAACCAAGGCUACAACAACAUCAGCUAUCCACCGACACCGACCGGGCAGCCGCAACCGCAUCCGCUCUACCAACACCAUCAGCACUAUCCGCCACCACAAACGCCACCAGUUCUUCAUCAUCCGAUGCAUCCGCAACCCCAGCAGCAGCAGCAGCAGCAGCAGCAGCAACGCAUGCAACAGCAGCACACGCCGCCACAGCAACAACCGAAUGUGACGAACGUGCGCAUCGUACCGAUCAAGGUGGAGGGUGCCGAACAUACCGUCCGUGGACCACUGUCCAACACGCCGGCCAUCAUUCAAAGUGGUGAUCGUAGCUACGUCAUUCACGAUAUCCCGCUAGAAGCUAAGCUUCGCUUUCUUAAAAAUAGACUCAGCGAUCCUCGAAGCAGCAGCAACACUCAAUCAUGGAAUGGUAACAGUGCACCGAACCAGUCACGUUCGUUCCGAGUGCUGCAGCAAAUAACGGACACGCUGGACGAAGCGGAGGCCGAAAUGAACGCAAAGGAUCAAUCCAAUGGUCAGUCUAGCGUAGCCGACCAAACCGACGGCACCAAACAGCAGCAAUCUUUCGGACGUUCUGGUGGUGCGGUUAAUGCGGCUCAACAGCAGGACAUGGCAGAAGGACAGCUGCGUCGAUUACAGCUCAGCAACGAAGAUAAGGCUCUGAUGAAUAGAGUAAAAAAUCAAGUCGACGGAGAAGUUUAUCUCCAUAACGAAGAAGAUCCUCGCUAUCGCGGUGCGGCCAUACCGUCCAAAGCGUUCAGGUAUCUGCAGAACAUGACCGAUAGCGGUCAGGCUGCGAACCAAAGCAACAACGGCUCUGGUAAUCGUGCACAGCAGAUGUUCAACCGUGGAAACUAUAGCGAUUCAGAUGGAGAUACGCAGCAACAAUCGCAGCAGUAUGUGCCACCGAGCGAACAGAAGGUGGAAGAACCAAAGAAGUACACCGGUGGUUCCAUCCCGAGCCGUUCGUUCAAGAUGCUCCAGGCAAUGACGGACGCACCAGCCGAUCCAAAUUCCUCCGACAGUGAGGGUCCUAGUGUAAAGCUGCCUCACGGCAGCGGCACAGACAUUCGAUAUUCUCCCUAUCCCUAUCCACCGCAACCCUACUUUUGCUGUCCUAAUCCCAAUUGGCAUUACUACGAUCCCACCACUAACCCUCAGUACUAUCCACCCCAUCAUCCGCCACCACCUCAUGCACCCGGUUACUAUUAUCCGCCCAUGCCACCGCCCGGUCACUUUGAUCGGGGUGGCGGGUAUUACGGUGGGUACAUGUCUCCGCAUCACUUUUACUACGCACAAGAACCGUGCUCUCCGUGCACACCGCCUCCGUACUAUCAGCUAAGCCAGCCGCAGACGGCUUACUGCGAGACAAUCCCGAACGAGGCAAUUCACACGUACGUGAUCACAACGCCUCCUCCGCGCAUCGUCGUUACACCGACACCGGACGAUUCUUGCUCCGAUAGUGAGCUGCAAGCGAUCAAAGAACAGCUCGGCGAGCUGCGCAAUGUGCCCGGCGAGUUUGCCGGGGUAGAACCGACCGACUACGGUGGUCCCAUCCCUUUGACGCGUUCGCAAUCUAGUCUGAAGCGGUUGUCCGAGCGCUUGACUAAUUUUAACAACGGGUUCAGUGAGCCAGAUAGCCCCAAGUCCUCUGUGCGCUGCUCACCAUGCAGUCCACUGAACGAGCGGUAUCGUACGUACGAGGAAAGUACAUCUUCGGUACCUUCGUCUCAGUCUGAGGCUUCAGACUCGGAAGACGAAGAUACAUCCAAGCCCAAGGCAGUGAGCAGAACUCAAUUGCAAACCAAUGGCCAUGCGAAGGAUACGGAUACGGUCCGUGUGAAUGGGUCUCGUGCUUUAGCCAAAGAGAAAACUCCCGAAAAGAAGAACAAUGUUGAGGAUGAUGAGGAAGAUGAGGACGAAGAAGAUGAAGAUGAAGAAGAGGAAGAGGGUGAAGCAGAAAGUGAAGAGGAAGAAACAGUGGGAUACGGUGCAAACGGUGAGCCACCGGUUGACGAACAUUUGCCACACCAACUGAGCGUGAUCUUCGAGGAGGAAAGUAUGUACGGACAGUCAACCGUGGCUAGCAGACGUACCAGCGUGUGCAGCAACAGUUCUACGCUGAGUGACUGCUCUUCUACGCUGGCCAACGAUUUAGACGAUGAGAAGGAUGUUGAUGGUCAACCGAGCGGCAACCGUACCGACGAUGAUAUCGAUCGUAUAGACGAGACGGAUAUGGAAAAGUCGCUGGUUUCGGUACGUCUACCGCUGAAGCUAUCGUUUAGUAAAUCGCCCAACAAUGAGGAUAUAGCAACGCUGGUCGUUGGAGAAAGUGAAAUUACCGGAUCGAAAGAGAAGCUCACUGGUUGUAAUCGAUCUGUACAAGAGCCCGAAGACGACAGUGGUGACGAGAGUGACACAGAGGAGGAGGAAGAGUCCGAGAAUGAAAGUGAGUCGAGUUCAGAGGAAGAAACUGAUACCGAUGGAAAGAAUAAGGCGAGCCCUCAGAAGACGGAAGAGAACAAUGUAGCUGAAAAGCUGUCCAAUGAGACGGAUACCGAUGUUACGGUGACCAUCACUAUUCCAUCGCUUUCGGGUAAGGGUAAGCCGAAUGAACGCGAUAGUUUGAGUCGUCCAGAAGCAGUGAAGCAUGAGGCACCGGUAAAAGCUCCCUUUAAAAUCGACUACGAAGAAGCAUCGGAAGUAUCGGUGUCAGUGUCGUUACCGCUGAAGCCCAAGGGUAGUUCUUCUGGUGAUAUCGUCAAGCAGCCAGACCGGGAAGAGACAUUGAACGAGAAGCUAUCGAAUGAAGAAAAUGGAAAUGGUGCUGCUGGCGAAGACGAGGAAGAGGUUGACUUUUGGAGUCAAAUUGGUGAUGAAGAUGACUAUCAACGACCGGUGCGAUCCUACUCAAGGGACAUGUGGAGUAGUCGAGAGUUUAGCGUUGAUCGUCAGAGUGUUUGGAGUCAGGACGCAGAAGAAGAUGAAGAAGCGAGCACUACUGGUACGACCGAUUUCUGGAGUGCCGAGAAUGGUCCCACGGAGGCGUCCGAUCUGUGGAACUUUGGUAAACAUAGUUCGCCAUUGCCAUUGGUGCGUAAUGGUAAGAACGAAAUGGUACAAGAUGAAAGUAAGGAUUCGUUGGAAUUCUGGCAGAAGGAGAACGAGCGACUGGUGAAGGAUCUGUACGAACGUAGGGCCAGUGAAAUAGGCUACCAGGGAAUGUUAACGAGUGGGUUCGUAAAGGACGAAAAUAAUAACAAGACGUGCGUGCCGCAGGAUAAUACAGGUGGUGUGAAGACGGAGUUGCAGAACGAUCGUAAGACUGAAGAUCACAGUGAGGAAGAAGCUGAAGAUGGGUCGGAUUCCGAGAGUGACAAUGAUAGUGAAGAGUAUGAAACGUCGAACACAUCGAAGGAGGACUCGGAAGCGGAACAGGACGUUGGUGAUGUAUUAUCAAAGCAGGAAGACACUCUGGAUUCUAUGAAAAAGUUGAAAGAUGAGCAGAUGCCGUCUGUGAACGGUACUGCCGAUAUCAAAGGUGCCAUCAUGUCGCAAGACGAUGGCAGUGUUGUAGACAAGGUGGAAAAGGAUAAAAAGUUAUCCGUGAAGGAACGGAUAUCGUUGUUUGAGACGCAGGCUGUACCUUCGCUGGAGGUGACAUCGAAUGGUCGCGGCACAGUCACCCCUACGAUGGGUAGCCGCUUACGACCGCUCUCGAGACAGAGGCAGUUUUGCGAAGAGUCCGAGGCGGAGGACGAUUCCGGCGUGACGUCGGAUAUGAGCAAACACAUCUCAGAGGUGGAGACGGACUCCGAGUGCUUCCCGGAGAUGCGCAAGAUGACACGGUAUCAACGUGCGGCCACACAUUCCAGGUUAUUUAAGCUUUUGCAGGACGAAAGUAACAACGGUGAUAGCGAGGACGAGGAAGCUAGUGAAGAUAAUAGUAAGGAGCAGGAGCAGAACAGAAGCAACAUGAAGCAACAUGAUGCAGGAACGCGGGAGGAAAACACGACCAAUCCGAAGAUGGUCAUCAACCCGAUCGUAAACGGUGCCAGUCGCAAGACACCAGAAGAGCCCGGCAGCAUGGUGGGCAACGUGACGGAAGGAAGACGCGAUCGAUUAACGCUCCCGAUCAGUCAUCAAUCGUCGUCGGGCAACGAUAGUCUGUCCUCGUCUACCUCCUCAGCGUCUCCUGUAUCAGGAACACUGCAGAAUGAAAAACUUGCCGAAGAGCUAGUACAAAGUUUGUUGAUGAAGAAGAAGGGUCGUUUGUUCCGGAAUUUGCCGCUGGAAAAACUGCACGCCGCUGCCCUGAAGAUUCUGCAGGAAGAUCUCGAAUCGAAUGGUACGAUCAGCUCGACGGAGGACAAUAUGGCGACGGUGGAUUCGACACCGGCCUUAACACCGCAAGAAUUUAAAAGCGAGUAUCCGACCUCAUACUCCGAUUACUAUGACACGUGGUGUAGUGAUGCGGUGGUGCAGCCUAACGGUUGUUACUCGGAUACCGGGUCAGACUGUGGGAUGGUGAAGAUGUUCCGCACCGUACCGGAACAUCAGCUUGCACUCGCCAAGAAAGAUUCGCGCGUAAAUGCCGGCAAUGGUCAUUGGUCACCGAGGUGUCCACGGGUAUUUAGUAACAAGAAUAUUCCGCGGCUGAUGGGUGUACGGGAGUCAGACGUAGUGGAACCACCAUCGCGCGGCUCACGACCACCAUCCCGAGCGUCGAAUAGCCGAUCGCCGUUCACGGUCAUCACACCGGCUGUCGGCAUGUUUAACGCCAGCAGUCCGAUGGAUGAUUGUCCGAACCGUGCCAACACUGCCAACCGACAGUUUAAGCUGCAGUAGUAGUUAGUGCGAUCAGUAGCUCUCACAUACACUGCCAUGAAACGUCACUGCCUUACUACCAGUGCCAUUAUAGUGAACGAAAAGAAAGAGCGCGUGGAAAGCUAUCAGUGACAGAUGCGAGCACAAAAGAUAGGAAACGAAAUGUACUGAAUUUUUUCACGAUUGAAAAAUGGCUGGCGACCGAUCUUGUACUAUACUGGCGUCUACUAUUGGCGAACGAUAGUUCGCGCCCUUUAGUCGAAUCAUGUUUGAGGACGCAUUUAGUAGCGGCCAUGCACUGUGUAUAUGUUUCUGUAUAUAUAGGAAUAUUUAUGUGAAGACUAUCCACCCGGACGGGUUUUGCUCGGAACACUGGCCGGGAAAGAUGUUAGCUGAUACUUCUCCGCCACACACCAGAUCAUGCCUUCCCCGUAUCCUCACUCCUCACGACACGACGAUCCCGUUUCCUUCCCUAGCAUGUAACCUUGCCUUAUGUUUUGUGCUAGUAGGUCUCAUGUUUGCCAUUUCUGGACGCGCACGACGCGAGCAUUGGUUACGUUUUCGCUACGACCGGGAGAACGCCCCCAAAACCAACCCCAUUGAUGCCAUAAAAAUGUUCAUCAUUUGCAAUACCAAAAAUUGGAACAAGAAAAAAAACCAUCCGCCUUCCGUAAACUGAACUAAAAGCACAGAAAACCUCUCCAAACAAAAAACCAAAGAAAAUUCAAAAGAAAAUCAAAUCCAAAAUCUUUCCCAUCAAGAUUUGCGAGAAACAGGUCCCGGUGAAACUGAUUUCUAAAUGCAACACAACAGGAAUAACAAACAAAAAAAAUGCACUAGCUUAGUACUUAUCGAUAGUAAUCCGUGGUCUCCUUCUAGUUGAGUUGAAUUUUGGGUUUACAGUGCAGUUUGUUUUGCCUUCAAUUGUAUAAUAUUGUUCGAUGGUUGUAUUUUCCAUCUACUUCUUUCUGUCAUUUUCUUGCACUGGUUUUACAAUAUAAAAUUGUGACAUUUCCUAAGUUUUGUUUUGUCUUCUUUGUAGUUUAAAUUCCCUGCUUCAUUUGGAAAGCGUUACACCAUUUUUGUUUUUACUUUUGUUUUCUUAUGUGACUUAUUAAAACUUAAAAACUUACAGUAACAGCUCGUAUGUUUACACAGCAUUUUCUUAUUUUAUGCUCAUAAGCAGACGUACGUGUAGGCAGUUGUUUAGGAAGCUUAAACCAGUGAAAACAUACUUAAUUAAACCAGUUGAACGUUUACAAUGUACACUUAAAUCUUAUGCAAAUGAUAACAGUGACCUAGCCAGCCUGAUUUGGCUUUUGUUACGAUCAUAUACAGUGUUGAAUUUUGAGCAUGACUAUGCAUUAAGGCUACGACAAGUUUCCCCUUUUUUUGCUUCGUCUGAUUUGUUUUAAAUCUUUGUUUCACUUGUGCCAAGAGCAAAGUUAGUGUAGAAAUGCAAAUGGAAAUCAAUAUAGUGCGAUAUACCUUUUAAUUCGUUUUUGUUGUUAUUAGCUGUAACCGUAAUCCUGUUUCUCGCGUUAUCUUGAAUUUAAUAUGGUUUGUGAUUGAUUAAUUGAGGUGUGCUUUUUUAAGCUUUCAUCAUUUUGCGGCAGUAAGCAAAUAUUCUAAAUCGGAACGGAACAGCACAUGGAUUGAUUGUGUGCGCGUAAGGCAUCUUCCAACGCGCGAAAGAUAGCGAAGAAUUGUUAGGUGAAAAAAAUUGCCCACAAACGUUUGGCAAACAACUAAAACCAUCCUCCAAUGGACACAAUCGAACGAAUGGACAAACGGAUCGAAAACACAAUCCCUGCUGAAAAAAAAACAGAAAACGAAUGAACAAAAAAAAAUCAAUGAAGAUUACGAUACAUGUUGAAUCGAGAUAGUAUCCUUUCAAACUAUGAUGAAUUCUUAAAAAGUAUGGUUUUGUUUAUCAACGCGUGCACUAUAAGUAAGAGCAUUGCUUAUGAUCUGUAAACAAGCACUUAAUAUUGUUUUAUUUUCGCUAUUGAACAAUAAAGAACAAAUAUGUUAUUAACGAUAAGAA
Molecule: messenger RNA, 12547 nt
Organism: Anopheles funestus (African malaria mosquito)
Lineage: Eukaryota; Metazoa; Arthropoda; Insecta; Diptera; Culicidae
Product: protein piccolo-like
Exons: 13
Coding region: 4228-10521 (2097 amino acids)
Source: RefSeq, a predicted model, not a curated record